AUGCCGAGCGACAUCUCCGGUGCACCUGUCUCAAGGUUCUUUCCCUCACACCUCACUGCACCGCACGAUACGCAACAUGUGUUCGUACCUGCACCAACAUCGGCAAGGCGACAACUCCUAGACACAGAGACAGCAGAAUAG
Molecule: messenger RNA, 141 nt
Organism: Colletotrichum paranaense
Lineage: Eukaryota; Fungi; Ascomycota; Sordariomycetes; Glomerellales; Glomerellaceae
Exons: 1
Coding region: 1-141 (46 amino acids)
Source: RefSeq, a predicted model, not a curated record